This is a messenger RNA of Penicillium robsamsonii, 1503 nucleotides long. It is a transcript of the gene pdeA, whose product is annotated as 3',5'-cyclic-nucleotide phosphodiesterase PDE1. NCBI's taxonomy places the organism in Eukaryota, Fungi, Ascomycota, Eurotiomycetes, Eurotiales, Aspergillaceae. Bases 1 to 1503 code for a protein of 500 amino acids. Gene Ontology annotation, biological process: cGMP catabolic process; negative regulation of glucose mediated signaling pathway; cAMP catabolic process. Gene Ontology annotation, molecular function: 3',5'-cyclic-AMP phosphodiesterase activity; 3',5'-cyclic-GMP phosphodiesterase activity. The record is from RefSeq and is a predicted model, not a curated record. The transcript is spliced from 3 exons.
AUGGGCGAGACAAGUGGAACAAUGGCCGAGAAAGCAGCAUUCCAAGUCAUUGUCUUGGGCCCGACUGGUGGACCCCGCGAAGAUAGCGUCACGGGCAUUCUUGUCCGGUCAACGGCAACGAAAUGGUCUCCAAAUUCGGUGGUAGCCGUUGAUGCAGGUACCCUUCUUGCAGGCAUCAUUCGAUUACUGGAGCGAUACAUCCCCGAAUGCAAGGAUGAGCAGGGGAUGAUGACAAGUGGACCUUUUCGGGGGCUUGAGCUGCCCUGCAGAACAGCACAGGCAAAUGCAGCUCAUGUAUUUCGAGAAAUCAUUGGUGCCGUUCUUAUCACGCACCCUCACCUAGAUCAUAUCUCAGGGUUGGCCAUUAAUACCCCGAUUCUGGAGGCGGGUAAUGGACCAAAGCCUGUGGCUGCUUUACCCUCUGUGCUAUCCGCUCUCAAAAAUCACAUGUUCAACGAUGUCAUCUGGCCUAACCUGUCGGACGAGGAUGGCGGGGCUGGGUUGCUCACAUAUCAGCGCUUGGUGGAAGGUGGAAACCCUCGUUUCGGUCGUGGAGACAGUAGAGGCUAUGUCAGGGCUUGCAAUGGCCUAUUGACAAAAUGCUUGAGUGUUAGCCAUGGCCGGUGCAAGCAGCGAUACCAUCCAGAAAGCGGGACGCACCAUCGAGUCGGGAGUACCGUCUUUUCUGAUCAUCAGUUGAUGCUACCUUCCAGAGCAAUUUCGGUGGACCAUACCGAUGGCAGUUUCUAUUCCCCCGCUCGGUCCCCACGUAUACUCCCAUCCAAUCCCAAAGAGCCACUAAUGGCAACAGUCGAGAGUUCCGCCUUCUUCUUGCGUGACCAUCACACCGGCUGCGAGAUCAUUGUCUUUGGUGACGUCGAACCCGACUCAGUCUCCAUGGGAACUCAUAACAAACGAGUUUGGGAAGCCGCCGCACCGAAGAUUGCCACGGGCAAACUACGAGCGAUCUUCAUCGAAUGUUCCUACAAUGACAGCACUGACGACUCAUACCUGUACGGCCACAUGUGUCCACGACAUCUAGUAUCCGAGCUCACCAUGUUAGCCAACCGAGUCAUGGAAGUGCGGGAUUUGAACACGGGCGAGAAAAAGCGCAAGCGUGAACCCGUAGCCCCCGUCGAGAGCGGCAGCGAGCAAGUGAGCCCAAAGUCCAAACGGACGCUAAGCUCCUCUGCCGAUAAAGACAGGACGUCCGAGUCGCUUAUUGAACCUCGAUCACAUCCGAGCGAGUCAUUCGAGAUUCCUCCGAUACCCAGAGUGGAAUUUGGAGAUGUUCUAGGAAAGCCGGACCCUGAGACUUGGGUUGACACUUCUCCUCUUCCUCUGGAAGGACUAAAGGUCUACAUCAUUCAUAUCAAGGAGAAUCUUACUGAUGGGCCUCAUCCUGGAGAACAGAUUCUGAAGGAACUCCAGGAUCAUGGUGAAACAGCCCAUUUGGGUUGUGAAUUCCUGAUCCCCAAUCCUCUUGAGGGAAUAUGGAUUUGA